GACUGAGGUUCGAACUGGGGGGUUUAAGGGAGCACACGACUCGUGAGCCCCCACGGCGCACUCCCAACUUUCAGAGAAGGGCACGUUCCGACCAUUCAUUGUCAAGAGGGGAUUCAGGACAGGAGAGAGAGACGGCAUUGCCAUCAGCAUUUGAAGACCAAAGGCAGAAGACGCUGUUGAGGCUUUCUCUGUCGUGUGGCUGUGCUAAAGUACGAGGCAGCGAUGGCGUCCAGUGCGUGCGUCACAGGAAGUGCUGCAGGUCUAAUGCAGCAGAGAGUUGGCAGCCUGGCAAAUUUCCGGAAGGAGUUCAAUGGCCAGAGGAUUGUGAGCCCAAGCAGCGCUCCUCUCAUCAAGCGUCAGCAACCUUUCUUGGCGAGGAGCGCUGCCAAGUCCACAGAAGCACAGUCGGUUGAGCAGUGGUCAAAGUCUGUCCGCCAGAUGGUCUGCGGCGCCUGCGCUGCCCUCACUCUUGCGGGGGCUGCCGUUCCGGCUUUAGCUGCGAGCUCAUCAGGAGCCAGGCUUCCUCCCCUUUCGACGGACCCCAACCGGUGCGAGAGAGCGUAUGUAGGCAACACCAUUGGACAGGCAAACGGUGUGUCUGACAAAGUGCUUGACUUGCGUAACUGCGUCUACACGGGUGAGAAGGAGCAGCUCAAGGGGAAGGUCCUGGCGUCAGCGCUCCUGCCGGGGGCCAACUUCGAUAAUGCGGAUUUGUCUGAGUCAAUCAUGACCAAGGCGUAUGCAGUAGGUGCUAGCUUCAAGGGAACCGAUUUUACUAGCGCAGUGGUAGACCGUGUUGCUUUCGAGAAGGCGGACCUCAGGGGCGCCAUCUUCAGAAACACUGUCCUCUCCGGGGCCACAUACGUGGGCGCCAACUUGGAGGGCGCCACAUUUGAGGAUGCUCUUCUAGGCUACAUCGACGUGCAAAACCUGUGCAAGAACCCCACCCUCGGAGAGGAUGCGCGCGUUGAGGUUGGGUGUAAAUAAUCGCCUAGCUGUUGAGGUUGCUGCCGAGGACCUUACUCCCCUGCUGCCCGUGGACUUUUGGCGACCUUGCAUGACGGGCUACUCAUAAAGUAACGAGUUGCUGCUUAGCUCCGCUGUACUCAUUAAUUGCGGCGUGGUUGGGUGCAAUAGGAGCACUAAUCUGGUCAGUGUGAUUCUCAGGCACAAAUCUUGAGCAACAGCUCAUGCAACUUCUUGACAUCCUAGAUGUUGAAAACGAAUUUUUGGCCGAUGAUCCUGGAGAGAACCUGGCAGCUGAUGCCCCUUCAUCCAAU
Messenger RNA from Klebsormidium nitens, 1280 nucleotides. Lineage: Eukaryota; Viridiplantae; Streptophyta; Klebsormidiophyceae; Klebsormidiales; Klebsormidiaceae. The record is from the annotation of a GenBank genome assembly.